AUGCCAUCCUCCGUUUGCCGUCUCCAUCUUUCAAAGCUUUCCGCCAUAGUUCGAACCCUCGGCCAUUUCAAUGCUUCUUCUCUGGCACAACCGAAUUUGGAAUUGCUUCAAGGCUGUCUCCGAAGGCCAAAUCCGAUUCCAGUCCUAUCGAAAGCAUUUAAUGUAUACAGCUGUAACGUUGAGAUAACAAAUCUCGGCCGCUAUGGCAAAGUCAAAGAAGCAAGGAAUCUGUUCGACCAAAUGCCUGAACGGGACGCUGUCUCUUAUGCUUCCAUGAUUAACGUUUACUUGAAGAACCACGAUCUUCCCAAUGCAGAGAAGCUCUUCCAGACGAUGCCCACAAAUAGUCUUGUUGCUGAAUCUUCAAUGAUUAACGGCUAUGUGAAAUCUGGUCAUAUAUAUGAGGCUCGUAAAGUUUUUGAUCGCAUGGAAAACAGAAAUGUGUACUCUUGGACCAGUUUGAUUUCUGGGUAUUUCAGUUGCGGACAAGUUGAGGAGGGUCGCCGGCUUUUUAAUCAUAUGCCUGUCAAAAAUGUGGUCUCCUGGACUAAUGUGCUUCUGGGUUAUGUCCGCAACAGCAUGAUUGAUGAAGCUCGCCUUGUUUUUGACCUUAUGCCUGAAAGGAACACCGUCUCGUGUACCGUUAUGAUCAAGGCUUUUGUUGGGAAUGAUCAAUUAGAUGAGGCACUUGAUCUCUUCAAUAAUAUGCCGCAACGUAACCUAUAUACUUGGAAUAUCAUGCUCUCAGGUUAUCUAAAUGCGAAUAGAGCAAGUGAAGCCAUUGAACUCUUUAAUUCAAUGCCUCAAAGGAACGCAAUAUCUUGGACAACUAUGGUUACCGGUCUGGCAGACAACAAUAUGGUUGAACUUGCCAGGGGGUACUUCGAUCGGAUGCCUAACAAAGAUGUAGCCGCUUGGAAUGCUAUGAUCACAUCAUAUGUUCACGAAGGCCUCAUGACAGAAGCUAGUGAGCUGUUCUAUUUGAUGCGGGAAAGGAAUAUUGUUACUUGGAAUGUGAUGAUUGGUGGUUAUGCCAAAAGUGGGUCCAGAGGGGAAGCCUUAAAGCACGUAAUUCUCAUGCUUCGGUUUUGCUUUAGGCCUAAUGCAACUACCAUCACUAGCGAAUGGAGAUGUUACCUCUGCUAG
Messenger RNA from Prunus mume (Japanese apricot), 1146 nucleotides. NCBI's taxonomy places the organism in Eukaryota, Viridiplantae, Streptophyta, Magnoliopsida, Rosales, Rosaceae. The record is from RefSeq and is a predicted model, not a curated record.